AUGCGACCCUCGGUUGGCCUCGCGGUCCAAGCUGUCUUGGCGCAGCCGCAUGUUGGUAUUAAGAACUUAUUUGUAUUCGGCGACUCCUAUACAAGCACCGGCUUCAAUACAUCUGGACCACAGCCAUCGUUGUCUGAUCCUCUAGGCAAUCCAGUACUUGGCCAGGGCACAUCGACCAAUGGGCUCAAUUGGGUGGGCUAUACAGCGGCUGUUUACAACACCAGUCUGCUUUUAGCCUAUGAUUUGGCUGUAUAUGGCGCUACGAUUGACAACAAUAUUGUGUCCGCUGUGCCACAUGACCUUGUUUACCAAGUCGAAACUGAAUUUGGCGAGCGAUACUGCAAGGAUGACGAGAAUCCACAAGAAUGGAACUCAGAAGAUACUCUUUUCGCCAUUUGGAUCGGAAUCAAUGACAUAGCAUUUUCCUACGAGCGAGAUGAUACCGAUGAAGUUUUGACUUAUCUUUUUCAGCGACAUUUGCAACUGGCUGAGACUAUGUACAACUGUGGAGCCCGUCGUUUCUUACUGAUUAACGUGCCACCCGUGAGUCGCACACCAACGUACCUGAAAAAGGACGAGUGGCACCGGAACGCCCACCAGGUCAUGGUAGAGAAAUUCAAUAACAGACUGGCCCUUGAGAAAAGGAAGUUUCAGAAAAGAUUUCCGCAUGUGAGUUAUGGCCUUACUGAAUUCAAUUCCCGGAUCACUAGGGAGACAGCAGAAGACUGA
Messenger RNA from Penicillium arizonense, 729 nucleotides. RefSeq names its product SGNH/GDSL hydrolase family protein. Gene Ontology annotation, molecular function: hydrolase activity, acting on ester bonds. Bases 1 to 729 code for a protein of 242 amino acids. The record is from RefSeq and is a predicted model, not a curated record. The transcript is spliced from 3 exons. NCBI's taxonomy places the organism in Eukaryota, Fungi, Ascomycota, Eurotiomycetes, Eurotiales, Aspergillaceae.